AUGGCGGUGAACUCCCUGGAUCAGCCGAGUGCCGUCGACUCUCAUGCGUUCUACCGUGGCUGGCAGCCAUUACCUCGUGGAAAGGCAGACUGUGAAAGCAUGACUGGGGCCGACUUGUCUACCAUUUCCCUUGCCGACGUAGAGGUUGCCCCAGAUAUCCCGGUCCGAUACGAGGAGAGGAUCCUGGCCGACUGCACCUUGCCACUGCCCCGUCCGCAGGCGGUUCAUCAAGGUUGGGAACCUUCCAGCGUGUCCACCGCCAAGUGCGACAUGUGCCACAGACAGCGAUGCGGCACAAUACAAAAGUGUUCCGUCUGCAAGCUGUCCGUUUGCAAGGAGUGUGCGUUUGCGGCCCGUCUGCACGAUGACGCCAGGCACAGGCUGGACCCGGUGUCUCUAGAUUGGGACCCGGAACCAUUGCGCAGCGGUCGGCAGAGAGAAAGAAUGGCAAGAAGAAGACCGCAACGUGGCACGCGCGGAAGGCACAAGCUUCGGGACCGCGUCCAUGCUCGCAACUGUGGAAGCGGUCCGGCGUGCGGUACCCAGACCCAGCCUGUCACGCCGUCUGCAGCCUCGUCGGACAUCAUCACGCUCGCGCCCACAGUUUGCCUUUCCACUCAAAGCACAUUGCCGAGCGUGGAUGGAGGCUCGGCAUAUGACUGUAUCGAGCCGGAUUUGCCAGCGAGAGAAGAGGAAGGCAGGGAGGGAACCCGGAACCAAGAGAGGAGAAAUGGUCGGAGCCCUAGCUACACGCCGUCGACGGAAGUCCAUAACGUUGCAAAGAUCCUGGCAGAGAUGCCCAACAGCGACCAUGGACUGGUCAAGCGCCAAAGGCUGGCCGAUCAGUACAGCCCCGGCAACCGAACGAAUUCUGGUCUCCAGCCACGGGAGAAUCCUCAUGACGGCGACCGUUCGCCGCUGGACGAUCCGAUCCUGCCGCGCCUGCCAUGCCCGUCUGAGAUAUCGCAACAGCCACGCUGCCCAAUAUACGGUCCAGCACCGACCGCAUACCCGGGCCUUCCACCUUGCUCGCACAGAAGCUCGUUCCCCACCAGCGGCUAUCAAUCUCCAGGACCUUUGUCGAACCACGGGCAGAACCCGCCUGCAUCCGCUUGCCGCUGCGACCAGUGCACGCCAACGACUCCUCGAGGUCAGGACGGUCACGACCGCGGCCCCCAGAAUUUUGACUCUUGUCUGCAGAACCAAACCCCGAUUUCCCUUGACCCCGUGGCCUUGCGUGAACGGGCAUCCGCGGCCGGCCCGCAAAGGGGCCCGGAAGUGACGAAUAGCGGACUCCCGCAUGUGCCACUCCCGUACCAUGGAUAUGACGGACAUGAUCUGCCAUGCGAGAAUACAAGUCGUUCUAACUGA
Messenger RNA from Drechmeria coniospora, 1371 nucleotides. RefSeq lists its product as uncharacterized. The record is from RefSeq and is a predicted model, not a curated record. The transcript has a single exon. Lineage: Eukaryota; Fungi; Ascomycota; Sordariomycetes; Hypocreales; Ophiocordycipitaceae. Bases 1 to 1371 code for a protein of 456 amino acids.